AUGGCUAACAUUACAAGUGUCGCAAGCGUCUGUUGCCUCACAUUGUCCCUUUUGCUGAAGGAAAAGGUGAUUUUUCCGGGAGUUGACGCAUAUGCGGCUUCCCUAAUGUCCUACUUUACCUUGCAGCAAACGAGUAUACAUCCUGAAUGCAUAGUUUCCCCCACGACGACUGAUGACGUUUCAAUAACCGUGAAGGUUCUCACUAGCGGUACCUCUCUAAGUCCAGUCUGCCCAUUUGCUGUCCGGUCUGGCGGGCAUUCAACCUUUACUGGAGCAUCCAACAUCCAAGGGGGGGUUACAAUCGAUUUAAGGGGUCUAGACGCCAUUACUAAGAACCGAAACGGUUCUAUGGUAUCUGUUGGAGCUGGUGCGACUUGGGGCUCUGUGUAUGCUUAUCUCGACAACUAUAAUCUUAGCGUUGUAGGCGGCCGGACUUCGAGUGUCGGCGUAGCAGGUCUGAGUCUCGGUGGUGGUAUUUCCUACUUUGGCCCGCGCUACGGAUGGACUUGUGACACAGUCAUCAAUUUCGAGACGGUUCUUGCCAACGGGUCGGUCAUUAACGCCAAUGAGAAUGAACAUCCGGACCUUUUAUCGGCCCUGCGCGGAGGCGGGAACAAUUUUGGCAUAGUCACCCGGGUUGAUAUGCAAUCCUUCCGGCAGGGCAGUCUCUGGGGGGGCAACGUCCAACUCUCCAUGUCUACACACGAUGAAGAGAUCGCCGCUCUUGCCGAGUUUAGCACCCGUCCUACUUAUGAUGAGAACUCAUCACUGAUAGGUACCUUUGGGUACAGUGGAAACACGUCAUUCAUUAUCAAUAGCAUGGAGUAUACGAAGGAUGAGGCGAAUCCUGCUGCAUUCCAGCAGCUCCUCAAGAUCCCAUCGCUGAGCAGCACGCUGAGGACUACCAAUAUGACGGAUCUGUCAGCCGAGACGGAAAUGUUACAGGCUAAUGGGAUGCGUGCUGCGUACGCCACAGUUACAAUUAGCCCCACGGUUGAGGCUAUCAACGCAACCGUGGGGGUUUGGAAUGCCAGUGUGAGCUCCAUUCGGGAUAUUCCGGGUAUUGUAUGGAGUGUGGUAUUCGAGCCACUUCCGCCGGUCAUCUAUGCUCGACAUGCCAAGAAUAACGCGCUCGGUUUAGAUGAAAAGCAAAACAAGCCUCUAAUGGUGAUAUUACUAAGCAUCACUUGGUCUGAAAGUGAUGAUGAUGGGAGAGUCAGUACAGCAAUGAGAGCCUUGAUAAAGGAUAUCAAGCAGGAAGUGGGAGGGCUUGGUGAUCUGGAUCCGUUUCUUUACCUCAAUUAUGCUGCGGCGUGGCAGGAUCCAAUCGCAAGCUAUGGGCAAGCCAGUGCCGAGAUGUUGGAUAAGGUGCAGAGAGAGUAUGAUCCUAAAGGCGUUUUCGCCAAUUAUGUCCCGGGUUUUAAGAUUCCCAAAUGA
Annulohypoxylon maeteangense is the source of this 1437-nucleotide messenger RNA. Its product is annotated as FAD-binding domain-containing protein. The transcript has 3 exons. NCBI's taxonomy places the organism in Eukaryota, Fungi, Ascomycota, Sordariomycetes, Xylariales, Hypoxylaceae. Gene Ontology annotation, molecular function: FAD binding. The coding region runs from base 1 to 1437 and encodes 478 amino acids. The record is from RefSeq and is a predicted model, not a curated record.